AUGGCAGCAACAGCAACCGCGGCAUCGAUCGGGACGACCGUCGGCGUCUCCGCGGCGCAGGGCGCGGCGAACAAGGGCGGGCAGCACGCGGUCGACCACGCGCACGAGAAGGGCGCGAAGCACGGACUGGGGGGCAAGAUGGAGAAGGGGCUCGGGACGGUGGUUUGCAGCGGGAAGCUGAAGGAGAAGGGGCGCGCGAAGGAGAUGGAGGGACGGGAGGAGAGGCAGGAGGGGGAUGCGGAGGGAAGGAAAGGAUGA
Messenger RNA from Gloeophyllum trabeum ATCC 11539, 258 nucleotides. RefSeq lists its product as uncharacterized. The coding region runs from base 1 to 258 and encodes 85 amino acids. The record is from RefSeq and is a predicted model, not a curated record. The transcript has 3 exons. Lineage: Eukaryota; Fungi; Basidiomycota; Agaricomycetes; Gloeophyllales; Gloeophyllaceae.